Molecule: messenger RNA, 1815 nt
Organism: Diutina rugosa
Lineage: Eukaryota; Fungi; Ascomycota; Pichiomycetes; Serinales; Debaryomycetaceae
Product: rRNA (cytosine-C5-)-methyltransferase
Exons: 1
Coding region: 1-1815 (604 amino acids)
Biological process (GO): rRNA base methylation; maturation of LSU-rRNA
Cellular component (GO): nucleolus
Molecular function (GO): rRNA (cytosine-C5-)-methyltransferase activity; RNA binding
Source: RefSeq, a predicted model, not a curated record
AUGGGGAGAAGAGCCAAGAACAAGCAGGGGAUGCCCCCGACGUUGGAGGAGUUCCAGGCGGAGAAGGAAGGCAAGCGCCUGGGGAAGCAGCUGGCGUCGAAAUCUCAGCUGAAAAAGCGGCUGGCGGAGGCCAAGGACUCCCAGCGCAAGAAGGGUAAGCCCGCGAAGAAGCCCGAGGUCGAGGAAGAGGAAGUGGCUCAAGUCGACGUCGAGGAGUUGAGCAAGGCCAAGAAGCAGUUGUUCGAUGAUCUGGAUGACGAAGAUGGCGAAAUGGGCGACGAAUACGAACAGGAAGUGGACUUUGAAGAUGAAGCUCAUGCGAGACCCAUGUUCUCCGACGACGAAGACGACGAGUCCGACCUCGAAAACUUGAAUGCCGCCAACAUGGAAGCGUUCUCGCAAAAGCUUGACGAGGAAGACCAGCAGGAAGCCGAGGAAGCUGAGCUUGAAUUGUUGGAAGGUGAACAAAAGAACCCCAGAGCGCAAGUGUUGCCUCUGGCAGAAGAGAUGGAACAGAUCGCUAAGGGUGGUCCUCAAGACGUGCACGUGGUGAGAACGAGAAUCAUUGAAAUCGUCAAGGUGUUGGAAAACUUCAAGGAGCUUGCCGAAGAAGGUAAGCUGCGGGCCGAGUACACCCAACAGUUUGUGCGUGAUGUGUGUGAAUACUACGGCUACUCCGAGUUCCUUGCGGAAAAGCUCUCUGACUUGUUCACUCCUGCGGAAGCGAUGGAGUUCUUCGAAGCUAACGAAGUGGAAAGACCCGUCACUAUCCGUACCAAUACGUUGAAGACCAGAAGACGUGACUUGGCUCAGGCUCUCGUCAACCGUGGGGUUAACUUACAACCCAUUGGUGCCUGGACUAAGGUGGGGCUCCAAGUGUUCUCGUCGUCGGUGCCCAUCGGGGCUACUCCCGAAUACCUUGCUGGUCACUACAUUUUGCAAGCGGCGUCGUCGUUUUUGCCCGUGAUUGCCCUUGAACCUCAAGAAAACGAACGGAUCUUGGACAUGGCCGCUGCCCCCGGUGGUAAGACCACCUACAUCUCGGCGCUCAUGAAGAACACCGGGUGUCUUUUUGCUAACGAUUUCACCAAGGCUCGUACCAAGUCGUUGAUUGCCAACAUCCACCGGUUAGGAUGCAAGAACACCAUUGUGUGUAACUACGACGCUCGUGAAUUCCCCAAGGUGAUUGGCGGAUUUGAUCGGAUCUUGUUGGAUGCCCCUUGUACCGGUACCGGUGUUAUCGCUAAGGAUAAGGCGGUGAAGGUGCUGAGAACGGAAAAGGAUUUUAUGCAAAUCCCUCAUCUCCAAAAGCAAUUGUUGUUGUCGGCGAUUGACUCGGUCGACGCCAACCUGGCCACCGGUGGUGUCAUUGUCUACUCCACCUGUUCGGUAGCUGUUGACGAAAACGAAGCCGUGGUCGACUACGCUCUUCGCAAGCGUCCCAACGUCAAGUUGGUCGAUGCCGGGCUCAUGAUUGGUGAUGAAGGGUUCACCUCGUUCAGAGGUAAGCACUUCCACUCCUCGAUGAACCUCACUCGUAGAUUCUACCCUCACAAGCUUAAUGUCGACGGGUUCUUUGUUGCCAAGUUCAAGAAGAUCGCGUCGCUGCCUCACGAUGUGCUGAAGGCCGGUGCCCUGGAGAAGGAGCGCUUGGCUCGUGCUGAAGCCGAAGAAGAAGGCAUUAUUAACGGCGACUUUGCUGAGUUCGAUGACACCGAAGACAAGGACAUCAUGGACAAGGCGAUCAAGCGGAGCAUGAAGCGCCGGGGGAUCAACCCCAACGCCGUCAAGGCGGAUAACGAUAAGGAGGCUUAG